This is a messenger RNA of Zea mays, 2206 nucleotides long. Its product is annotated as protein FAR1-RELATED SEQUENCE 5-like. The coding region runs from base 32 to 2038 and encodes 668 amino acids. The record is from RefSeq and is a predicted model, not a curated record. Gene Ontology annotation, biological process: regulation of DNA-templated transcription. Gene Ontology annotation, molecular function: zinc ion binding. The transcript has 4 exons. Lineage: Eukaryota; Viridiplantae; Streptophyta; Magnoliopsida; Poales; Poaceae.
UGAGCAAGCAAGGGAGGAGAGGGAUGGUGACAUGGAUAAACUGUUCCAAUUUUUCAGGGAGUGCAAAGAACACAAUGAAUACUUUUACUGGGAUGUGGAUUUUGAACCAAAAACAAAUGUGCUUCGGAGCAUUUUUUGGUGUCAUGCAAGUCAGCGUGCAGAAUACAAGGAUUUUGGGGAUGUAGUCACAUUUGACACAACACACAAGACUAACAACAAGCAUAUGCCGUUGGCCAUGUUUGUGGGUUGCAGCAAUAAUUUGAAAAAUGUGUCCUUUGGCCAAGCACUUCUUCGGGAUGAAACAAUAGACACAUUCAGAUGGCUUUUUGAGACCUUUAAAAGUUGCAUGGGUGGUCAGCAACCUUUUGUGAUUCUUACAGAUGAAGAUGCAGCGAUGAAGGAAGCAAUAAGGAUUGUGUUUAACAAGACACAACACCGAAAUUGCCGAUGGCACAUAACCAGAACAUGGGAUUACGAACUCGAGGAGCUGUACAAAUUGCACAAUGAUAAUAAUCUAAAGGAGAAACUGCAGUCCCUGAUAAACUAUCCUCUGGGGCCCACACAAUUUGAGGUGGAGUGGAAUAAACUGGUGGAUGAAUGUGGCAUAAGAGAACACCCUGCAAUUGUUGCAUUGUGGCAAAAAAGGAAGAGAUGGAUAGCAACAUAUUUCAAAGGCAUGUACUGUGGGCGAAUGACUUCCACCCAAAGAUCUGAGAGCCAAAACAGGGUUUUGAAAGAUGGUUAUGUUAACAAUGUGACAAGCCUGCAUAUAUUUGCAAAGAGGGUGCUUGACUCGAUUCAGCACACAGACCACAUGGAUGCUGGGGAAUCACACUACUCACAGACUGAAGUUGUCAGAGCCUGCAAAUCAAGAUUUGAUGAGCAACUCAGCAGGGUGUACACCAGGGCUGUGUACAAUGAAUACAAGAGGGAAUAUAUUAACAGCACAGCUUUUGUGAUAGAGCCUGAUCCGGGAGUGGAAUGCGGUUACUUGGUGAAACAUGAAAAAGGCGAUGGGACAUUUUGCUGGGCACAACACGCAUUCAAAGUGGUGGCUGACAAAGCAGCAGGCGUGUAUAAAUGCGAAUGCAUGCAGUGGGAGCAUACAGGUCUGUUCUGCAUGCACAUAAUAAAGGCAUUCACCCACCUCCAAGUCCAAAACAUACCUGAAAAGUACAUUCUGAAGCGAUAUACACGUAAUGCAAGAUCUGUGGUUCCGUGGGACCGGCACGAUGUGAGUGUUGGUGGUCAAAAUGAGACAGAGCAGUCAAGGUUGUCGAAGCUGCUGCCAAAGUUAAUGCGACUGGGAAGAGCGGGAAGCAAAUCUGAUAGAGCAUACACUGAAACUAUCAGGCACAUCGACAUGAUAACUCCUGGGAUUGAGCUUCUACGAACAGCGGAGAUUGGUCCGAUUGGUCCGGACGAAGCAACAAAUACUGAGUUGCAGCAAGAUGCAGAAGGACGGCGGAAUAUUGGUCCCAUUGCACCAACACAACAAAGUUCUGACAACAAUAUAGUACCUGUUGUGAUGCCAACUGGACCUACACCACCACCGGAAUCGGGCCUGAAUCCAGAUUCUGCAAACUGCCUCACUAAUCUAAGAUUGACUGAACCGCCAGUGUCGCGCACGAAGGGUAGGAAGUCUGCCAGUGGGGCUAAAUGUGCUAAAAAUAGUGUGGAACCUGCUAAUCCAUACAGCACAUAUAGUGGUGGUCAGGGCAUAAGAGAGUGCCAAACCUGCCAUGUUAGGGGGCACUAUAGCACAACAUGCCCUCAGAACCCAAACAGAAGCAGAGCGGCCGAGAACAAGGACAAAAAGAGAAGUGCGAAAACUGUAGGUUGGACUCCAAGAAAAAGAGGUCGCCCAACAAUAAAAAAAGGACUAGAUGGGAAUCAAGAUGAGGCACAGAGUGAGGGGGAUGAUACACAGCAAUCUGGGUGCACUAUGGCGGUGCAGGAGUCAGCAGCACACGCGGUGAUUGCAAGAAUUAGGAGGGCGACAACUUGCCAUGUUAAUUACCAGGACGAAAGUGAUUAAGGAUGACUAUGAAUCUGACUGAAUCUCCAAUGUAAUAUUUCAAUUUUAUCUUAUUUUAUAACUCUGUGUAAGUUAAACUCAAUAAUGACUGUGUGACUGUUCGGAAAACAGUGGACACACAUGACCAACCAAUUGCAACAUCGUACUUGCGCUGAUUGCAACUGUAUG